AUGGUUUUCUUGAUGGAAACUAUGAUUGAUGCAAAACGGUUACAGACAGUUAGAGAUAAGUGCGGUUUUUCUGAAGGUUUAUGUUUAAGUAGUGUAGGACUUUCAGGGGGGAUUGGUUUUUGGUGGAGUGAUUUAAACAUUAAUGUGAUCUCUUACUCGGUUCACCAUGUAGCGGUGGAGGUACGAGAUGAUGAUGGUAACGGUGUGUGGGCGGCUGUGGGCAUUUAUGGGUGGCCGGAGGCGUCCCUUAAACAUUUAACUUGGGCUUUGAUGAAGGAUCUUAGGGAUGCGAUUUCACUUCCAAUUAUUUUUUUCGGGGAUUUCAAUGAGAUCUUACAUGCAUCUGAGAAAGAAGGGGGUGCUGUUAGAGGGGAAAGACAAAUAGAUGCGUUCCGUGAUUCUGUGGAGUUGUGUGGGCUCAGUGACUUGGGUUGUAGAGGGGGUGCGUUUACGUGGCAGCGUGGUAAUGACGCGAGCACGAUGAUCCGUGAACGUCUUGAUCGAUUUCUGGCUUGUGAUAGGUGGGGCAACUUAUUUCCGCAGGCAUGGGUGAAGAAUUUCCCUAUUUAUAAGUCAGAUCAUGCACCUAUACUGCUUUGCUCGGAUUCGGGGCAGCUAGAGAGAAGGAAAGGGAACCGGUAUCAUUUUGAAGCGAUGUGGUUAGGAAAUGCGGAUUGUCACAAGGUGGUACAGCAGGCGUGGGGUGAAAGCGGGGGGGCACGAAUGGUUGACCGAAUUGAUGGGUGUGCUUCGGCGCUUAAGGGGUGGGCGGCUGCAACUUUUGGUGAUGUGAAAAAGCGGAUAAAGCAUAAGGAGGAGGAGCUGCAGGUUUGGCAGAAUAAGGUGCCGGAUGGUCGUAUGUUGGGAAGAUGUAAAGAAAUUGUUCGGGAAUUAGAUGAUUUGAACCGUUUACACGAGUCAUAUUGGCAUGCUCGUGCUCGAGCUAAUGAGAUGCGUGAUGGGGAUAAGAAUACCUCUUAUUUUCAUCACAAGGCAAGCCAGAGGAAAAAGCGUAAUACAAUCCACAAGCUUAAAGAUAGUGAGGGAGUGUUGAAAACCGAUGAGAAGGAGGUAAGUACUAUUAUUUCUGAGUACUUUACUACUAUUUUCUCUUCUUCUAAUCCGUCAAAUGCCGAGGAUGCUUUGGCGGGUCUCUCGCCAAAAAUUUCGAAUGAGGCUAAUGAAGCUUUGGUGGCCGAGCCUAGGGAGGAGGAGAUUAGGGAUGCUUUGUUUCAGAUGCACCCAAAUAAGGCCCCGGGUGUGGAUGGUAUGCAUGCAUUGUUCUAUCAAAAAUUUUGGCACAUUGUAGGAGAUGACAUUGUGCAGUUUAUUCGAGAGUGGUGGCUUGGUCGGGUGCAAAUUGAUUCAAUGAACCAGACGUGUAUUGUAUUGAUUCCCAAAUGUUCGAACCCGCAGCAGAUGGGUGAUUUUCGACCUAUAAGUCUAUGUACGGUCCUGUACAAAAUCAUUUCGAAGAUGAUGGCAAAUAGGCUCAAAAUUUUUCUAUCUGAUCUUAUUUCUUUACACCAGAGUGCUUUUGUUCCUGGCAGGCUUAUUACAGAUAAUGCGAUGGUUGCUUUUGAGAUUUUUCAUCGUAUGAAGAGAGGGGGUGAUGGUAGGAAUGGUGUCAUGGCUUUCAAAUUGGACAUGAGUAAGGCAUAUGAUCGCGUGGAAUGGUCUUUUCUGGAAAAAGUGAUGCGGAGAUUGGGUUUCUGUGAGGGCUGGGUGAGAAGGAUUAUGGAGUGCUUAUCGAGUGUUUCCUACUCUUUCAAGCUUAAUGGCCGUGUGGAGGGUAACAUUAUUCCAUCAAGGGGGCUUCGGCAGGGAGAUCCGUUGUCCCCUUAUUUGUUUCUCCUUUGUGCGGAAGCUUUCUCGGCACUAUUAUCGAAGGCGGCAGGUGAUGGCUUGAUUCAUGGUGCUAGGGUAUGUCGUUCUGCCCCUCGUAUUUCGCACUUAUUUUUUGCAGAUGACAGUAUACUGUUUACUAGAGCUACGCUUCAGGAAUGCUCUGUAGUGGCUGAUAUUCUCAGUACGUAUGAAAGAGCAUCUGGACAGAAAAUUAACUUUGAUAAAUCUGAAGUGUCUUUUAGUAAAUCUGUGGAUGAUAGGCGGAAAAAUGAAAUUCGCUCCCUUUUUGGUGUCAGGGAGGUUGAGAGACAUGAGAAAUACUUGGGGCUUCCGACAGUAAUUGGCAGGUCGAAAAAGAUGGUGUUUAUGGUGUUGAAAGAAAGAGUUUGGAAGAAAUUGCAGGGUUGGAAAGAGAAGUUACUGUCUCGUGCUGGGAAGGAAGUUUUACUGAAAGCUGUCAUACAAGCCAUUCCUACUUAUAUGAUGAGUCUGUUUGCUAUUCCGGAAUGCAUUCUUUCUGAAAUUAACUCUAUGUGUGCUAGAUUUUGGUGGGGUGCUCGGGGGACGGAACGAAAGAUGCAUUGGGUGAGUUGGGAGAAAUUAUGUUUACCGAAGGUGUAUGGUGGUAUGGGAUUUAGGGACCUCAGGGUGUUUAACCAGGCUCUCUUAGCCAAGCAGGGGUGGCGGCUGAUGUGCGAUACGAAUUCGAUGGCUCAUCAUGUGCUUCGGGCGAGGUAUUAUCCACGCACUACCUUUCUGAGUGCUAUGAGAGGUUUCGACCCUAGCUAUGUAUGGCGUAGCAUAUGGGGUGCGAAGUCUCUUUUGAUGGAAGGACUGAAAUGGCGAGUGGGCGAUGGUGGUAGCAUUGGCGUAUGGGAGGACUCUUGGCUCCCAGGUGACUCGGCUUCGGUGGUUCCUACACCAAACUUGGAGAGUCCUGUAGAUCUCAGGGUGUCGGAUUUAUUUGACGAGAAUGGAGCUUGGAAUGAGGUGGAGCUGCACACUCAUUUUACGGAUGAGGACAUUCGAUUGAUUCGGGAAAUACCUCUUAGUUCCCGUAAACCUCCUGAUGUGCUGUACUGGUGGCCGACGGUGGAUGGGUUUUUUUCUACAAAAUCUGCGUAUUGGCUGGGACGCCUUGGACACCUGCGAGGUUGGCUGGGCAGGUUCGGGGAUGUUAAUGGGGAGGUCUGGAAGGUGAUAUGGGGACUGGACGGACCCCCGAAGCUUAAACACUUUGUGUGGCGAGCGUGUAUGGGGGCAUUAGCGACUAGAGGAAGGUUAAAGGACCGCCAUAUUUUGGCAACGAAGGGUGCUGCCAGCAUUGUCGCAGGGAGGAUGAGUCUAUCACUCAUGCCAUUUUCCGCAAGGUUGGAGAAGAAUGAUUUGUUAUCUUUCUUGGCACUGGCGUGGGCCGCAUGGUCAUACCGUAAUUCGGUAACUUUUGAGGAACCAUGGCUGAAUGUGCAGGUUCGUGUUAUGGGAUUUUUGAAACUCGUGAGUGAGUAUAAGAAUUAUGCCGCCUCGGUUUAUAGGGCAGAGCCUGCUGCUUUGGCGUAUCAGUCGCGGGCGAGGUGGGUGGCGCCGAGUGAAGGAUGUUUUCGGCUGAAUACAGACGCAGCUAUGCUGGCGGAUGGCAUUGUGGGUGUGGGUGCUGUGGUGCGGGAUUCGACGGGCAAGGUCCUGUUGGUGGCAGUGCGUCGGUUUCGGGCUCGGUGGUCUGUCGCUCUUGCUGAAGCAAUGGGGGCUCGUUUUGGGAUGGAGAUGGCGAAACGUUUUGGCUAUGGGUCGAUCGAGCUUGAAUGUGAUGCGAGCAAUAUUCCUAAAGCUAUCGCGAAGAAGAGUUUCGGGAGGUCUCCCACAGAUUUGGUUUUGGAGGACAUUAGUAUUCUGGGAAAUAGUUUAUCUAGUUUUUCUUUUCUGCAUGUCAAGCGUAGUGGGAAUACAGUAGCUCAUUUCAUUGCGAGACUUUACCCUGCUGAUGGGGUGCAACAUGUUUAUGUAUCUGAUUUCCCGCAAGGCGUCUUAGCCUUGGCGGAGCUGGAUGUUAGUUAA
Messenger RNA from Beta vulgaris subsp. vulgaris (sugar beet), 3903 nucleotides. RefSeq lists its product as uncharacterized. The transcript is spliced from 2 exons. The coding region runs from base 1 to 3903 and encodes 1300 amino acids. The record is from RefSeq and is a predicted model, not a curated record. NCBI's taxonomy places the organism in Eukaryota, Viridiplantae, Streptophyta, Magnoliopsida, Caryophyllales, Amaranthaceae. Gene Ontology annotation, molecular function: RNA-DNA hybrid ribonuclease activity; nucleic acid binding.